AUUAUUUUAUUUACUAGCUAAAACAUUUAAUAAUUUGUAAACAAAUCAUAUCAGCUUGUGAAAUGGUGGUACCAGUCGUCAUGGGUUUGAUGGUUUCUUUAUCAUCGACGUUUGCAGAAAAUUCCACUACAAACAAGACAUCAUUGAUUAAAGAGGACCCCAUAGCAGAAUCACUUGAGCAUGAUACAAUGGCUUUCUUUGCAGUUCUUAUGAUGCUUUUGAUUUGCGUGAUAGUCAUUGUAUUUUUGUUAAACAGAAAACUUCAUUUUAUACCUGAGGCAUUGGCGGUCAUGAUUCUCGGAGUUUUAAUUGCUGUUAUAUUGACAUAUGUUGUUGAUAAAAUUGGUGUUAAUGUCAAACGUUGGGAGAAUAUCGAGUCAUUUCACCCUGAUGUUUUCUUUUUGGUGUUGCUGCCACCAAUUAUUUUUGAAUCUGGAUAUACAUUACAAAAGGGUGACUUUUUCAGUAACAUUGGAGCAAUAUUGACUUACGCAUUGCUUGGGACCACAAUAUCAGCAGUUAUAGUUGGUUUUACAAUGUUCGGCUUAGGGCAGAUUGGAUGGGCAAGUGAAUUGAAAUUAAUUGAAGCGUUUUCCUUUGGUUCAUUAAUAUCAGCCACAGAUCCUGUCUCAACAUUAGCAUUAUUUGGUGCCAUCAAUGCUGAUCAAGACUUAUAUGCCAUUGUUUUUGGAGAAUCAGUUCUAAAUGAUGCUGUUUCUAUUAUUCUAACACAAACCUUGAUGAGUGCAGCUAAACAGAUGGAUUCCGGUACAGUGUUAGUUAGCAGCUUAGCUUUACAUUCACUUGGAAAGUUUUGUAUGAUGUUUUUUUUGUCGUCUAUAAUUGGAGUGUUGUUUGGGUUAGCAUGUGCCUUGCUUUUAAAGUUUGUCAACAUGCAGAAUCAUCCAUCAUUAGAAUGUGUUACCAUGUUUAUCUUUGCAUACAUGCCGUAUGGUUUGUCUGAAGGACUCGAACUAUCAGGAAUUAUGGCUAUCUUACUUUGUGGUGUGACCAUGUCUCAUUAUGCUCAUUUUAAUUUGUCACCCUUGGGACAGAUCGCCGUACAACAAAUUUUUCGAGUGCUUGCACUUAUAGCUGAGACCAUAGUCUUUUUGUUUCUCGGAAUGGCUGUUCUUAACGGUCCACAUAAUUUCGAGAUUAAGUUUAUCUCAUGGUCCUUGUUGGCUUGUUUGGUUGCUCGUGCUGUUGUUGUAUUUCCUCUCUCCCUCUUCUUUUACUACUGUCGCUCAAAAGACAAUCGUAUCUCGAUGAAGAUUUUAUUUUUAAUUUGGUUCAGCGGUUUGAGAGGCGCUGUUGCGUUUGCGCAAAGUUUACAUCUUCCACUAGCAAACGCUGAUGCACGGAAUUUAAUUAUCACUACUACGCUAGCCAUUGUUGUGUUCACGAAUGUCAUUUUAGGAGGAUGCACACUCCCUCUUGUGAAAUGUUUGAACGUGCAAAGCAAACGUUCAAAAGCAGGCAUCAGUAAAUCACUUGCAAUGGGAAGAGUUAUUGGUCCCUCAGAAGCGUCAAGUCAAGCAAUUAAAUACAAAUCACGCCGUGGUAAAUCUCCAAUGAGCAUAAUUCGUGGUUGGAGACGGUUCGAUAAGAAGUAUCUUAUGCCAUUCUUUAUAAAAGAACGCGACUCGAAGGAUUAUCAAGUUGCUGUUACGCAUAUGAUUGACAGAUGGGCGGAGAACGAAGAACGUAUUGCUGGUCAGUUUCUCACAUCCUCUGCUGAGUUUGAUGACCGGACGCCAGUUGUUAUUAAGCGCACACGAAAGAACAUUGUUCGACCUGUGCGUAAGUUUCUUCGCACUGUCGAUGAUGGUGGAAGAACUGAGGAUGAGAGUGAUACAGGAAGCACUCCUGCACAUGUGGCAGAUAGAGUUCGUUUUGCUAGCAUCGAUGAGACUGAAGCUCUUAAGAACAAUUCCCAAUCUGUUGGUGGUUAUGGCUCGGUCAACAACGAUGACAAAGAAACGCUUCUGUAAAAGCAUACAACCAACUUUGUUUACGCAGAGUUGGGGUCAUGUGGCGUAAUUGUAUGGUAUUGCCCUGACUUUACGCCACACUUCGAUACUUCACAUAAUGUUUUUAGCUGAAAUUUUUAUACGUUUAUACCAAAAAAAAAUUAUAUUUAUAUUGAAUUGAUUUUUUAAACUUUCAGUUUGGCACACUCUGUUCAUAAGGUUGUCAUAACUUUAAAAACGUAGAAUAACAUAGCAAGUAAGUUUUAGUAUAAUAUAUAUUUUGUAUUUUGUAAGAAAAACAAAACAAAAUCUCCGCCCAGAAAUUGCGUAGAUUGAGCGCCUGGGCGUUUAUUAGAUUUAAGCUUUUGCACUUAACACUUACAAGAGAAAAACAAUAAUAUACACAAAAGUGUACAAUAUAAAAGAACAUCUGUUGAUAUUUAUUUACUUUAGUUCAAAAUUUAUUGUCCGGGGCGUUUGUUCGCAUGUUGGUGCAAUGUAGGCACUCUCUUUACAUCGCUUUAAUAAUUUUUUUAACCUUCGGACUUAUUACUUCAUCAUAUUUGAUUUCAUUCUUAUUUAUAAAGUUUAUUUUCUAUUUUUUAUGAAAGCAACAUAUUUCUUUGUAACAUUUUAUAUAUUUGAGUCAAAUAUUUUGCGGCUCUGGGUCGAUAGUAAGACGUUUCUCUAACUUUGUUUCAUUUUAAAUUUUUUAAAUUUUGUGAAAACCUUGAAUAAUAAAAUAUGAAAACAAUUUUUCUGAAAUACCAUUUUUCACCUUGACACUACAAUGUCGACCCAGACUGUUUGUGUGAUAUUCAAAUUUUUAUUUUUUAUUUAUGUAUGCAUGCGUACCAAGGGAAGAUUCUUUUCGUGAAAUUUUAAUUAUUCGAAUGGAACAGUUACAUUUUGCGGAUGGAAUAAUUUCGCGGGUGUUAAUAAAAUUUUACAGAAGAACGUCUUCCCUGAAGUUAUUUACGUUCAUGUUAUAUCUUCAAAAAUAUUUUGAUUUUUA
Messenger RNA from Hydractinia symbiolongicarpus, 2988 nucleotides. RefSeq names its product sodium/hydrogen exchanger 8-like. The record is from RefSeq and is a predicted model, not a curated record. Gene Ontology annotation, cellular component: membrane. Lineage: Eukaryota; Metazoa; Cnidaria; Hydrozoa; Anthoathecata; Hydractiniidae. Gene Ontology annotation, biological process: proton transmembrane transport; regulation of pH; sodium ion transport. Gene Ontology annotation, molecular function: sodium:proton antiporter activity. The coding region runs from base 63 to 1994 and encodes 643 amino acids. The transcript has 17 exons.